AUGGUUAGAACAGUAGAGAAUUCUGGAGGGGAGUCGGUUGCACGAGAGGGAGACUCAGUUCUCCAACCGCAAGAGGGCAUGGAGUUUGACUCUGAAGAUGCUGCCAUGCUAUUCUACGAUGAAUAUGCUAGGCGGGUAGGAUUUGUUAUGCGGGUAAUGUCAUGCCGCCGAUCAGAAGUUGACAAGAGGAUUCUUGCCCGGCGACUUGGAUGCAAUAAAGAGGGUUAUUGUGUCAGUAUACGAGUGUUUGUUGCGGAGCUGAGGUCAAAAAGAGUAUUGGGAAAGUCCCCAAUUGGUCUUGACAGACCAACUAUUGAAAUGCCCUUGCUUGGGUCAGCUCUUCGGGGGUCAAGUCUUUUGAAAUGCUUUUUUGAGGCCACCUUUCUUAGUUUAGUAAAGGCUUUUGUUUGUGGUCUGCAAUGGGUCUAG
Molecule: messenger RNA, 429 nt
Organism: Ilex paraguariensis (yerba mate)
Lineage: Eukaryota; Viridiplantae; Streptophyta; Magnoliopsida; Aquifoliales; Aquifoliaceae
Source: the annotation of a GenBank genome assembly